Phaeodactylum tricornutum CCAP 1055/1 is the source of this 885-nucleotide messenger RNA. RefSeq lists its product with no specific name. The transcript has a single exon. The record is from RefSeq and is a predicted model, not a curated record. Lineage: Eukaryota; Bacillariophyta; Bacillariophyceae; Surirellales; Neidiaceae. The coding region runs from base 1 to 885 and encodes 294 amino acids.
AUGAGUCGUACAUCCAACAGUUACCAUCAUCGGCAUCAAGCAUACUUCCAUCCCCACGAAGAUGAGUUUGCCGCUCCAUCGACACCAUUCUACCACCAAUUUCAUGAUGUCUUCACGCCCGUUCCCUCACGUACCUCUAGGUAUUGCUUCGAGGAGAAGGAUGUACGCCACCUGUCGGCACCUCCGAUGCUUCAAACGUGUUUAGCUGUAGAGGAAUGCCCCAAGGCAAGUACCUCGCCUCCUUCGCGGCGACUUCCAUCUUCUCCUUUGGUGAAGCGGAGCUCUACCCCCGCUCCCACACCGUCAUGUACAAGAAGUUCAGCUACCGCUUCGCCCUCUCCUGCUAUCUCGCUUGACGAUGAAGCCAUUUGGUCCUGCGACUCUGGCGACACCUUUGAGUGCCCCUUUGACUAUUACGAAAAGGUUCUUGAACAUGCCAAAACGUACGGCUUUACUAUAGCCCGCUCCUUUGAGCGCUAUUGGGAAGAAGAUCAACAAAAGUUUGGAGUCGUCGUGAAAAAAGGUUACAUUUACUGUAAUGUUCUGAAGUGCCAGCGCGGUCGACGCGGAUGUUGUUUUGGAAUUCGCUUUGUGCAUGUACCCAAGCGCGGUGUUUACAAAAUCAACAAAUGUAAUGGGACACAUUUGCACGAGUUGGCUGUCGGGCAACAUAACAACGGCAGGCGACGGGCCCCGGUGGUGACUCAGAAAGGUUGCAAGAGGUUGAGGGUCGAGACAAGUCCAGAAAACAAGACAGUCUCGGCAGCAGUAUUCGCUGCUCCAGGCAUGAAACCAAUGCUACGAACCAAAGGUGAGCCUUGGGGAUACCCAGACGAAUAUUUCUCCUGUACAUCUGUGCUUGGGCGCAGCAGCUACUACACGUAG